CUCCAUCAUAUUAUCAGCUUCAUUCGAAAAGCUCGGCAACUUGCACGUAGGAUUAGGUUUCAAAAAACGGUCUGCGAUUGUGAUUUCAGUCGUGAUAUAGCGGUUUCGCCGCCGUCUGAGUUACCCGUGACGGCCGUAAUAGCGUCCGCGACGGCCGCAAUCACAGUAAAUCUGAAAUAAUCGAAAACGUGACCGCGACCGCAAUUUAAAACCCGGACUCCAUAGUUUUUCUAUUAAGGAACUAUCGCUAUGGAAGCUUACUCUUCUUCUGUUGCUGCUGCUUCGGGUUUCGAAGAAACACGAGGGUUGAAGGCUCCACAGGCUUCGUCAUUUCAUGGAUCACUUCAUACCGUGCGUAAGCCAUUUUCAAAGCCCUGGAAGAAGCCAAUUGCACCAUUUCCACCAACGCCGCCCAAGGUUUACGCGGUCGACCCUAGAAACUUCAGGGACUUGGUUCAGAAGCUAACCGGUGCACCUGAGUUCAUGCCCCAAACUCAUAAUCUAACGUCAACAACUCAGUUUGAGUUGCCUCAUCAUCAGCGUCUCCAAAGAGUGGCACCUCACCCUCUUCAUGUCGCAGCAUCGCCGUUGUCUAGGGUUGAAGUUUCUGCACCACUGAAUCUGUUUUCGGGAUUAGAUCAUACCAUACCCCAGCACCAGAGUUUCUCUAAUAAUUCGAUGAAUACGAUGACAUCGAAUUCACUCGGAUUGAACCUGUCGCCAUCUUCUUAUAAUUGGUGCGCUUUCCCCAUUCUCAGUCCCGGUACGCUCGCCUCCUUGGAGCAAAGCACUGUUCCUUAGAUCAUACAUCAAGCUAGCAAUCAUCAUCAACGCUUGAUUACUUUAUUAAAUAUAUGCUGAUAAUUUAGUCCUCGCUCAAGCAAGCAUAAAGAGACUACAUUCUUUUGUUAUUGUAGUUUACAUAUAUGUAGUAGAA
Molecule: messenger RNA, 937 nt
Organism: Hibiscus syriacus
Lineage: Eukaryota; Viridiplantae; Streptophyta; Magnoliopsida; Malvales; Malvaceae
Exons: 1
Coding region: 250-801 (183 amino acids)
Source: RefSeq, a predicted model, not a curated record